AUGAAGAUUAUCAUCGGAUUCUUAUUGUGUUCCAUUCUUGCUCUCAGUCUUGCUGGAGUCACUUGGGACACAGAUCUUGAGCAUGGACAUGAGAAAAGAGCUUAUGGAAAGUACUCCUCAGACGGAUCAGACAAAUUGAUGAUUCAUGUGAUCGCCCAUACCCAUGACGAUGUUGGAUGGAAGAAAACUCCUGAUGAGUAUUAUGCCGGAACAAAACAAUGGGUUCAAAAGGCAGGAAUCAGAUAUAUUUUAGACACAUUAUACUCUGAGCUUAUGAAGGAUCCUGCCAAAAAGUUCACCUAUGUCGAGAUGGCCUACUUCCAGAAGUGGUGGAACGAGCAAACAGAUGAAGUUAAAGCUAAUGUGCAGGUUUUGGUAGAUGAAGGAAGACUCGCAUUUGCUAAUGCAGGUAUGUCCAUGAGUGAUGAAGCUACUGUUCAUUAUGAAGAUUUUCUGAACAAUCUUAAGGCAGGCCACGACUUUUUGAAAAGAGAGUUGGGAUAUAGACCUACCAUUGGAUGGCAUUUAGAUCCAUUUGGACAUCAUUCAGCGACAGCUGGCUUAUUUGCAGAAAUGGGAUUCAACGCUUGGUUCUUUGCAAGGAUUGAUCAUCAGGAUAAAGAUAAGAGACUAGAGAAUAAAGAGAUGGAGUGGCUUCAUAGACCAUUCAACAAAUCUUUAGGAGCUAGAGCCGAGAUUUUCACUCACAUGAUGUAUCAUCACUAUAGUUCUCCAGAAGGAUUUCACUUUAAUGAUGGCAACGGGGAUGACCCGAUUGUUGAUGAUCCAAGACUUGAAACCUAUAAUAUUGAGGAGAAGGUAUCUGGAUUGAGAGACUAUCUUCUGCAUAUGGCAGAUCACUACAGGACUAAUCAUCUUUUAGUACCAUUCGGUGAUGACUUUAACUUUGAAAACUCUAAGAGAUAUUUUAUGAACAUUGAUAAACUAAUCAAAGGGUUCAAUGCUAAAUAUGACGACAUCGAAAUGUUUUAUAGUACGCCUGAAGAAUACAUUAAGGCAGUUAAUGAAAUUGAUAUUGAGCUCCCUACAAAAUAUGAUGACUUGUUCCCAUAUUCUGAUUUCGAUGAUGCUUACUGGACAGGUUAUUUCACAAGCAGACCGACUUUGAAGGGCUUUGUAAGAGAAGUAUCUAGAGAUAUGAACUCAGAAAGUAUUUUCUUAGCAAUGGAUUACUUAAUGAAUGGAAAAGAAACCUUCACUGUAUUUGAGGAACUAUUCAACCAAAUGGGAGUUCUUCAGCAUCACGAUGCUGUUUCAGGUACUGAAACUCAACAUGUGGCUAAUAACUAUUUCAUGAACUUAGACAACCAUCAUGAAUCUGUCAAAACACUUUUCCAAGAUUCUUUCGAAUCUGUUCUGAAGACAGGAGUCGAGAAUAUCGGAAUGUGUAGGGCUCACAAUUCAACUUUUGCUGAUUGUCCAACUAAGAGAUUAUUACAAGAAGAUACUAAUGAGAUCGUCCUGACUAUCUUCAAUCCCUCCAACAGCAGGAAAACAAUUGCAAAGAUUCCAGUUCCAAAUGGAAAGCUCAAGAUCUAUGACUCUGAUUCAAAAGAGUUAGAUGUAGAUAUUAUCUGUUCAGGUCAAGACCAAGGCUGUUUUGCUUAUUUACCUGUAUCUUUUGACAUGUUCUCAGCUAAACAGUUUACAUUGAAGAAAAUAGCAGAAGAUCUGAAACUUAUUCCACAAAGAAAAGACUUGACUAUGUUUACUAACAAAAUGGAAAUUUCUUUGAAGAAUUUAGAUGACUUCGCUACUCUUGUGAUCACUAGGGAAGGAAAGAAUUCUCACCAAGUUAAGCUAGGAUACGAAUUUUAUAAUUCUUUCUCACUCCCAUUUGGAGGGCCUAUCUCUGGAGCCUAUAUUUUCAGACCUCUUUUUGCAGAUGACAAGCCUCAUUCUUAUAAUACCUUCACUGAUAGUGACAUUUAUAAGGGAAAAGUUGUCUCAUUGCUGAAACUCUAUGGUGAUGAAGUCGAUUCAACAAUUCUUACACAUGACUUCACUGAUUUUAUUGAAAUCGAAUCUUAUGUCAAAGGCAUCCCAAACACUUGGAUAGGAAAAGAAGUUAUUCUAAAGUUAGCAGUAGAUGAUAUUAAGAACAAUGGAGUCUUUUAUACUGACUCGAUGGGUCUUGAGAUGCAAGAGAGAAAACUGGAUUAUAGACCUACUUGGAAUCUUCAAACUCAUCAGAGAGUAUCCUCAAACUAUUAUCCAAUUAAUCAUGGUAUCACAAUAAAAGAUGAAAGGAUGACCUUUGAAGUUCUUAAUGAUAGAUCUCAAGGAGGAAGUAGUUUAGAGAAUGGAGAAAUUGAAAUUAUGCUUCACAGAAGAAUCUUUGCAGAUGAUUCAAGAGGAGUAAACGAAGAGCUUAAUGAAUAUCUUCAGAACUCUCCAGACAACAUUGGAAUUCCAGUAAAAACUCAUCACUAUAUGAGAUUAUACGAAAAUGAUGAAGAUCUUUUUAUUGAAGAUAAUUCUAGAAUAAUGCAAAAGAACAUAGAUGUGCCCCUCACCUACCUCUUCGGUACCAAGUCUACUCCCUCUCUCAAUACUCUCAAGCUAACCCAGCUCAGCGAAGUCCUAGACCUGCCUCCCCAAAUCAAAGCUGUGUUCUUGCCUGAGCAUGAUGGAACUCUCUUCCUCAGACUCGAGAACAUCCUCGACUUGUUCUCAGCUUCUGACUCGGCCAUCGUCGACGUAGAAGCACUGGCUGCUCACCUGGGCUUGUUCAUGGGCCUUAGAGUGGAGUCAGUUGUCGAAGUUUCUAACACCGGACUCUACUCAAUGGCUGAGAUGCAGGAAGUCAAGCUACACUGGAAGGGAGAAGACUAUACAAGCAAGCCUGUGAGCUAUGAGUCAGACCCAAGCAAGGUUGAGUUGGAGCCACAAAGAAUCAGAUCUUUCAGACUCACUUUCACUUAA
This is a messenger RNA of Moneuplotes crassus, 2946 nucleotides long. Lineage: Eukaryota; Ciliophora; Spirotrichea; Euplotida; Euplotidae. The record is from the annotation of a GenBank genome assembly.